This is a messenger RNA of Maudiozyma saulgeensis, 885 nucleotides long. The record is from the annotation of a GenBank genome assembly. NCBI's taxonomy places the organism in Eukaryota, Fungi, Ascomycota, Saccharomycetes, Saccharomycetales, Saccharomycetaceae.
AUGCACAGAUUACCACAUUUAAUUUUCUUUAUUCUUUCUUUUCGAGUACCAGGUAUUCGUGCAGUCCCUACUCAGCUGAACCAAAUUAUUUAUGUGAGAGGUGCUCAGCACGGAAAUGAAACAGAAGAUUAUUGGGCCAUAAAUGGUUCAGGGAAACCCCAAGGUACUACCUACGACUCUGUAAUCACAUACUGGGAUUCCCUUUAUGAUAACAUAGAAGGAACAUUAAAGAAAAGAGAUGAUAAUUAUGUUUUGGUAGAUACCUGUUAUGAGAACUAUUGUCAAUUGGUCACCUUGCAAUUCAUUAACGGGACAGUUAAAAACUACCAGAUUGAAACACAAAAUGUGAACACAAAUGUCACCGGUAACACCUUUAGUCAACACAUGAAACGUGACGAGGUUCAAUACAAUUCUCGAUGUGAUAGGAAGAUCUGCGGUUUGAAUGUAAAGUCCUUAGCAAAAUUUUAUAACACUGCGGCCUCUGUCUUUGACUUCUCAAAUAAUGCCUACUCCGUUGUUUCCUCUAUAAUUGACAGAAUUGUUAACACCUUUAAGAGCGAUAAAAAGCGUUGCGAAGGCUUCGAACUAGAUAAUAUCAUCUUAGAUCCACUAGUAUCAUGGAAUGCAUACGUUUCUACGUAUACUACUGGUAAAAACUGUGACACCACAGCCACUGCUGAUCAACUAAAGUGUGCCCUCAAGACAGCAUUAGAGAGUGAACAUAAUCAUCAAAAAACUGCCUUUUGUAUCCAUAUCGAUCAUGGUGGAAGUUUCAAUAUGGACGUCAGGUUUGUUGCAACCCUUUCAGGUACUCACAAUGCUCCAUGGAGUUUACCAUGUUCAGAAGUUGGGGAUGAUUGGACAUGGACAUCGGAUUGUUGGUGA